AUGUCUGACUCAGUGGUGCUUGCGCCACGAGUAUUGGCGGUGGCCAGCCAUGUUGUCUCAGGCAACGUGGGAAACAAAGUCGCCGUCUUCGUGCUCCAGUCGCUGGGAAGUGAAGUCGCUGCUCUAAACACGGUGCAGUUCAGCAAUCACACAGGUUACAAGCAGUGGACAGGGACGAGAGCCACGGCUCUAGAGAUCACCGACCUCUACAACGGCCUGAAGCAGUCGUAUCUGGAUGACUUUGACAUGAUGCUCUCCGGGUACAUCCCCGGCGCGGAGGGGGUCACUGCGGUGGGAAACAUUGCCAAGGGGCUGAAGGAUAAGUUUCAACAUUCUCCGGGCAAGUUUUUCUGGGUGCUGGAUCCCGUGAUGGGGGAUAAUGGGAAGCUGUAUGUGGCGCCGGAAGUUGUGCCCGCGUACAAGGCUCUUUUGCCCUAUGCGGACCUGAUACUGCCGAACCAAUUUGAGGCCGAACAACUCUCAGAUGUCAAAAUCGUCGACCUGGACAGCCUCACCCAGGCCAUCCAGGUGCUGCACGAGAAAUUCAACAUCCCUCACAUCAUCAUCACCUCCGUCAGCUUCACAACCCCGGACCAUCCGCCCUCGCACCUCUCCGUCAUCGGCUCCACCAUGACCUCUGGCCGCAAGGCCCGGACCUUCAAAAUCACCUUUCCGUCCAUUGACUGCUACUUCUGCGGCACGGGCGACAUGUUUGGCGCCCUCAUCACGAGCCGCAUCCGAGAGGCCACGGGCGCUGUUCCCGGUCUGCGCGGCCGCGCGAGCUGGCUGAGCGACGACGACGUGCCCGCGACGGAGCUGCCGCUGGCGAGGGCGGCAGAGAAGGUGCUGGCCAGCAUGCACGAGGUGUUGGCGAAGACGCGGGAUGCGAUGCCUGCGGUGAUGGAGAGGACGUGGGCAGAGCUGAAGGCGGAGGAUAGGGAUCAUAAGGACAAGGCGCAUUAUGUCAAGUCGAAGGCAGCGGAGCUGCAGCUGGUUACCAACUUGGAUAGCUUGAGGAGUCCUAGUAUAAAAUUCUCGGCAACGAAGGCUUAG
Molecule: messenger RNA, 1053 nt
Organism: Trichoderma atroviride IMI 206040
Lineage: Eukaryota; Fungi; Ascomycota; Sordariomycetes; Hypocreales; Hypocreaceae
Biological process (GO): pyridoxal 5'-phosphate salvage
Cellular component (GO): cytosol
Molecular function (GO): pyridoxal kinase activity
Source: RefSeq, a predicted model, not a curated record